Molecule: messenger RNA, 3332 nt
Organism: Eptesicus fuscus (big brown bat)
Lineage: Eukaryota; Metazoa; Chordata; Mammalia; Chiroptera; Vespertilionidae
Gene: RASSF3
Product: Ras association domain family member 3
Exons: 5
Coding region: 213-929 (238 amino acids)
Biological process (GO): signal transduction
Cellular component (GO): cytoplasm
Source: RefSeq, a predicted model, not a curated record
GCUCGGAGGCCGGGCAGCGCCAGGAGCCGGGCGGGGAGGCGGCGCGAGGGGCCCGGGCGGUUGGGUUGAGCGGCGGUCGCAGCUGCAGCAGGACGGCCCGUCGGCGGCUCGGGGCCGCGCGCCGAGAACCUCGCGGGGCGGGCGGGCGCGGCACCCCCGGCCUGGCCGCCUGCGCCCCGGGGAGGCGGCCGGCGCGCGCCUGGACCAGCAGCAUGAGCAGCGGCUACAGCAGCCUGGAGGAGGACGCCGAGGACUUCUUCUUCACCGCCAGGACCUCCUUCUUCAAGAGAGCGCCCCAGGGCAAGCCCCGCGCCGGCCAGCAAGAUGUGGAGAAAGAGAAGGAAACCCACAAUUACCUCAGCAAAGAGGAAAUCCAAGAGAAAAUUCAUAAAUACAAUUUAGCAGUCACAGACAAGUUGAAGAUGACCUUGAAUCCGAACGGGACUUACACUGGCUUCAUCAAGGUGCAGAUGGAACUCUGCAAGCCCCCGCAGGCGUCUCCGAGCGCCGGAAGGCCCGCUCCCAGCAGCAGCGGCUGCAUGAACACGCUUCACAUCAGCAGCACCAACACCGUGGGGGAAGUGAUAGAGGCCCUGCUCAAAAAGUUCCUCGUGACCGAGAGCCCCGCCAAGUUUGCACUUUAUAAGCGUUGUUACCGGGAAGAUCAAGUCUACGCCUGCAAGCUCUCAGACCGGGAGCAUCCACUCCACCUGCGUCUGGCAGCGGGGCCCAGAACAGACACACUUAGCUUUGUUCUCCGUGAACAUGAGAUUGGAGAGUGGGAAGCCUUCAGCCUUCCAGAACUGCAGAAUUUCUUGCGUAUCUUGGACAAGGAAGAGGAUGAGCAGCUGUAUAACCUGAAGAGGCGCUACACGGCCUACAGACAGAAGCUGGAGGCGGCCCUCAGCGAGGUGUGGAAACCCGGUUAGAGGCCGGCGCCCCGUGCUCAGGGCGCGCAGGGACGGCGGACACACCGGCAGCGAGUCUCGAGUCUCGUCUCGGAGGGCUGUUUCCUGGCCCCGUGAUGCGAGGGUCUCCCCCUUCUAUCUCUAGAGUUAGUCCUCCAGACCCGGCCGCAGCCCCUGCCUGGCGUCCUCUGUCCGGGAUCCUGCGAGCUUGUCUGUUACAGCUGCGCGUCCCGCCCCGCGAGCCGUGGAGCUGGGCCACGCGAGUGCUUGGAAGCAUGGACUCUGGGUUUUGUUUUCUCAUUUUCUUUGUUAUUUUAAUUAUUUGAUGAUGAUGUUAAGCUUAAGGAUGUGCAAAUGAUUUUUUAAAAGCUUAACAAGGAAUCUAUCUGAAUACUUGUCCUCUGUUGAAACUACCUGUCUUUUUUUUUUUUUUUUUCCCAAUAUCAGAGGGAACAUCCACGUGAAUGAAAGGCACAGGAAGCUGGGAACUCGGAGGAAUUUGGGAAGGAUUUUGGAGGAGCUUGACAUUUCAAGAAAGUAAAGAGCAAGUUUGGAAGAAGGCGUGAGUGGAGUUGGAGGAGCUCUGAGUGGGGGUGGUUUGGGUGAUGCGUUGAUGGAGGAGAGAGAAAGGUGUAUUUGUUUGUAAAGGAGUUAAAAACAUUCAGUUUUGAGGUGUUAGGGCCACUGUAGUACUGCUUGGUUUCCUAGUGAAUAACAUAUGGAAACAGCACCAAAGAAAGUAGGAGCUAGACCAAAGAGAGGGAUGGUGCCUGAGGCCGACUGAAGGGAGCCUGCCUUCCCACAUCCUGCCUUUUCAAGUGGAAGGUGCAGCUUCUCUGGGCCGGGGGAGCAGGGACUGUUUGCUAACGCCUGCUAAGUGAUUGCUUUUCCCUGAGGUUGUUUUCAGAGCCGAAAAGGAGUCUGGGUAGGGCCCGUUUCUCCAGAUUGUUGGCUGGGAGAUUUGUCCAGGAAAGAGCUCCCUGCACACUUGGUGACAAUCACGCUUCCGUUUCCCUUUUCCUUCCCCUUCCCUUCUUCUCCCUCCUUCCCUUUCCCUUCUCCCUUUCUCUUAUGAAUGGAAGUCCGUUCCAUGUGCUGGGGAUCAGGGCUAUGGAUGAAAAACCCAGUACUACCAGAGCCUCUGUUCGGAGGAGGAACUCACUGAGGAGGACAGCAGGAAGGGGGAGGGCCCACCCUGGCGACCACAGAGGGACAGUUUAUGGAAACUUUAACAAAAGUGCAUGUUCCUUCCGACCAAAGAAAUGCAUGUGCAAUGGAAGCCUUCCUUAAAGCAAGCUAAAUAACCUCAUUUUAUGCAGCAAUUAAUCUGAAAACGAUGGGAAAGGUGUACUGUGGUUCUAGAGAGGGAUUUACAGUCUAUUUGUCUAGAUACUUUUUGUUUUUAUAAAUUCCCAAGGAAUUGUUAACGCUUUGGUGACACCUACUGGAUUCUUUGUGAAAUUCCAAGGUGCUUCAGCUCUUUGCCUUUGACGCGAACUGUGCCUUCUAUUGCAUUUGUUUCCCUCCUGGGGGCUCUUCUGACGUCAGAGAGCUCCCUCCCGGAGGCAGGUGAAGUGUUGGCGAGGCUGUGCCACACGUUACUGAGACAAUCGUAUCUUCCUAAGCUUUUCAAGGAAAGAUGGAAAAAAAAGUAGAGCUAGCUAUAAAAUAUGUAUGGCACGUCUUGUUUAAUUUUGCAUGUGACUUCUUUUUAGUGCAUUGAUGAGGUUUUAGUGUCAUUGUCAUCCAACACUUUAUUGUUCAGGGAAUGCCUUCACGGUUUUUAUACUGGUUUUACUGUUCAGGCUGUGGCUUGGGUUUGAGUAUAGUGUUAUCAACCACCUGCUCUUUUCUUUACCCAUCCCAGUAAGCUUAUAUUUUGUGAAGCAUUUGUUUCUCAGAUUAAGACACUGUUAGAACCUAAUGUAGUAGCUGAUGGGUAUCUGUGAAUUUUUUUUUUUUUUACUUGAAGUAGAUUGUCUAAAAUAGGCACCCUCACCUGUAUCAUCCAGACCCUGUUCAUCGUCGUGUGCACUACAAGUUGCAAUUCGAAAAAUUCUUGCUGUUCUUGAAGAUCGAUGCUCUCUCCAAGACACUGGUUACUGCAGCGAGGUUAAUGUAUAAAAAAGAAGGGCCAGUGAGGCCACCGAUUUUUUAAAAUCAUUGUGCAAAUUCUUACGUUAAAUUAAACUAAGCUUUGCUGUAAUACUGUUUUCUCUUCACUAUGUGAUGGUACAGGAAUGAUGUCAAAUGAAGGGGGGAAAUAUUGCAGGGGAGCAUUUUAAAUCGCAGACGUAAAAAGUUAUAAUAUUUAUAAUUUUGAGGAGUGUUUAAGUUUAUUUUUAUAGGGAACAUUUUUCUUCCCUGAAAUUGUUUUGGAAUGGCAAUUUGUUUCCAUUAUUAAAAGCUGAUGUUGUCAGUUGA